GUGUUACCGUGGUUACAGUAAAGCAGCGCGUGCAGUGAGCUGCUGUAUGUGCUUGUGUUUUCUAGCUGAGUAAGGAUUAACCAUGUCCAACACCACGGCAAAGCAAGUGAGACCGACUUUAAAAGUGAAACCAUCAUCUCGAGUGAUGAAUCAGUCAGGAUCUGGAACACUCCGUAUAAACCAAAGUUCCACAAACAGGAGGAGUGUCAAUGCAUCUGUGAGCCGAAGGAGCUUCUCUUUAGCAAGAGACAGUAAAGUUCUUGAUAAAGGCUCCAUUCAACCCCCCAAACACACUGUACAGGUGUUUGAUGAAACAGGGAAGGAUGUCACUCCUCGGCCUCUGUACCAGCUGCAACCCGGAGCCACGCAAACCAAACAGAGCAAAAUAUUCACAGGACAUGACACAUCAGAAGGGACCGUCUCUGACUUCCUGUCCACAGUGUACCACACCAUGAGCGCAAGCUCUGCAGGACCCUUUACCAUGUCUGUUUUGGGGAGUAGUUUCGUGUCGAGGGCGAGUCACUCUAUCAUGGAAUCAGUGAGUGAUGAAAUGGAGGAGCCUUCUGCAAAACAGGAAACCUUGAUUAGUCUCUCAGAACUAAAGAUCAAGAGAGAGGAGCAGAUCAUGGAGCCCCAGCUGGACAAUCCAGUGGAUAUUUACCUCAAUGAGACAGAGAUCAUGUGCUUCCUCGACAUUCCUGCAGUGUCCGUUUGUGUUGACUCAGAAGAGGCUGAAGCAGUCAAGAAAAGGAACAAGGAAUAUACAGAAAUUUGCAAGAGCAGACAGGGAAAUGAUAAAUAUAUGGAGCGAGCAAUGCAGACGAUUAACUCAUCAUCUAAGUCUAAAGAAGUCCAAAGCGAUCACAUCACCAUGGUGGAAAAAGGUUCUAUGGCCACCAGAUGGGACAUCUAUGACUUGUCUGUGAGCAGCAGCAGGGCAGAAGAGCCAGGCAGUAAUACAGAUGAAGAGAAACCCACCCUCCCAGAUGUCUCCUCCACUGAUUGUCUAGAGUCAAACACAGGUCUCCAGAGAACCAUGUCCAGGGUCAGUGCCACCAGCACAGCCAGUACCUCUAGCUCCCAAAGAGAGGUGGAGGCUUCCACAGCACAGAUGGUGGAUGAGCCUGACUCAGAGCAGAUCCUGCACUCAGAGAAGUUCCAGCAGUCCCUGCAGGUGAUGGAGAGAACAGUUCUGCUGAACAUCUACCAAAACAAACUAGCUGCCUACAGAGGGCUGCCCAUACUGCGGGAUCCAGACCAUACGCUGAACCUGGGUAUUGAGGACAGCGUACAGAUUAAGGAGGAGGAUUCGCUGAGUCCAGCUCUGGAGCUCCUCUGGGCCUUCAGCUGUGAGCUAACUAAGGGCCACAGUGUCAGCAGCAUGGCCUGGAACAAGAAAAAUCCAGAUGUUCUGGCAGUGGGAUACGGGCAGUUUGACUUCAUGGAUCAGAAAUCUGGACUUGUCUGCAUCUGGUCUCUGAAGAAUCCUACUUGGCCUGAGCGGAUUUUCAGCUGUAAAACCAGUGUAACAUCCUUGGACUUCUCAGCCUCUAACCCCAGUCAGUUAGCAGUGGGCCUAUAUGACGGCACCAUCGCUAUCUACAAUGUACAGAGCGCUAAUGCAACACUGGUCUGUGACAGCAGGGACUGUGCCCAAAAACACACGGCUCCAGUGUGGCAGGUGAAGUGGAUCGAUCGCAUACGGAGUCCAUCAGGAGAAGAUAAAAGAGAGACUCUGUUCUCUGUGUCUGCUGAUGCGAGGAUCAGUGAAUGGUUCCUUCAUCAAGGCCUUGACUGUACUGAUAUGAUGAAGCUGAAGAGGAUAAGGAAUGAGAAAACAGAGAAACUGUGGAAGCAUGAGCCAUUGAUCUCUCGCUGGGCAGUUGGACUGUGCUUCGAUUUUCACCGCCAUGAUUCCAACAUGUAUUUGGUGGGAACGGAAGAGGGACAUAUUCAUGAAUGCUCCUGUUCAUACAACGAGCAGUUCUUGGAGACCUACACAAAUCACUUAGGUCCCGUCUAUAAGGUCACAUGGUCACCGUUUUGUCCAGAUGUUUUCCUCAGCUGUUCUGCAGACUGGACCAUUCAGCUUUGGAGUCGGGAUCACUUUACUCCAGUGCUGAGCUUCACUUCCAUCAAGAAAGCCGUGUAUGAUAUCAUGUGGUCCCCUCGCUGGGCUACUGUGUUCGGGGCGGUCAACAAGGACAGAGUGGAAAUCUGGGAUCUGGGAGCUAGCAUUCUGAAUCCGACUUUAAUAAGUGAGGCCAAUCCAGGGGUAAAACCAACCUCUCUGCUAUUUGCCUUGAAGACAGACUGUGUUCUAGUAGGGGACAGUGAGGGCCAUGUCAGCGUCUACAAGCUGAAGAACUUCACAGCAGGAGAAGGAACAGAGGUGGACACACUGAAGGACAUAGUCAGCUCCACACUGGCCAGUCAGCUCUGAGAGCGCUGAGACACCACAUGGGACUGUUUACUGUGGUGCUGGAUGUGAAUCAGCCUGUUGAACUGACCUGCUCUAAUAACAAUAAUAAUCUAAUAAUUAAUUUUUCAUACAUAGCACAUUAAAAAAAAAUACACUUUGAAGAGUUUUCCAGAUAAAACUAAAGUAAAAUAAAAUAAGAAGAAAGGCAACAUACAAAUAUAAAAUAAAAAAUGGAAAUAGAGUCAACCUUGGCAGGGGGAUUCCUACUGAGGUAGACAAUGUUUUGCUUAAAAAAUAGGGAUAAAAUAAUUAAAGAACACAAGAGCACAUGAUAUUAUAAGAAAAGAAUCAACAAUGGGGUGAUGUGAUAUAGUCUGACACACAAAAAAAGAUUAUCAUUACCACAACAAAGUUUAUUGUCCUAUAACAGCAAGUGCUGAAGUGUUUUAUUCCUCUCAUACCACAGCGACUUGUAAUGCUGAUUACGAAUAUUUUUAAAAAUAAUGACAUCAAGUUUUAUCCAUUUAUAGGUACAUUUAAUGUCAUGGAAUGUCUACAAACAAGUUAGUUUCUUUUAUCACUUACAUUAUAGGAGCUAUAAACAGCCUUCUAUCACUAGCCUCUCUUUUUUUUAUAAGUAAAAAGGACUUGCUGUGUUUUUACAGAGAAACUGCAAAGCCCUCUAUCCUGUAGUGGAAAACUUUGGAACAUCUGCUUCAAACAAAAAUAAGUCGAGAGGCCAUCACACUUGACCUAUGCAAUAGGCUAUUGUCUAGUGAAUUUUUAGAAUAAACCCAAUAAUUUACGGCAGUUGAGAGUCGAUAUCGUACAGUCAUCCAGCAUACAGCAGCUUGUUUUGUGCAGUUUUAGAUGUACCUUUGUCCAACAGCAGGUGAGUUUCCUGCAGAAAAUUCAGGCAUUGUAAAAGGGAGACACAUUUUUCUUUUUUCUCUCACCAUGGGAAACAUGAUGUAUGUACAUUAUGCACUUCAUAACCCCCCUUUGUCCCUCCCUAUUUUGUAAUAUAUAUAAAUGGUUCUGUAUGUCAUAGACACACCACAUGCAAUUAAACUUUGCAUUAGAUUGAAUUCCAAAUAUUUUAUUUAAAACAAGAUCUUGGCAGCCGUAUUUUUAAACUAGUCCAAUCAGGCAGUCUGUCUGCUUCUCCUCCCCCGAGCAUGGGGCAGUGUGAUUCCUGCCACAGUGGGCCUCUAUUAGUGCCUUUUACAGUUACCAUUUUUGACCACUAGGUACAAUAAUAACUCUAUGGAACUAAAUGGGGAAGUGAGCAUGCUUCCCUGCGAAUGUGCAACAUAGAGAAAGGCAAUCAAGUCAGUGGAACAUCGGCAUUUAUCUGUGUAGCAUAUAGCAACUUUUUUAAAACCGUUGGUCACUCAAAAAAUGUUAUUAGUAUAUUAGUAUUUCAGCAUAAUUUAAAAUGCAUAUGGAGUUCUGAAUGAGGACUUUAUAAAGAUUAAAAUUUGUUGAAUUAUACACCAUAACAUUAAAACCACCGAGAGGUGAAGUGAAUAACAUUGACCAUCUCAUUACAAUGGCACCUGUCAAGGGGUGGGAUAUAUUAGGCAGCAAGUGAACAGUCUGUUAUUGAAGUUGGUGUGUUGGAAUCAGGAAAAUUGGGCAAGCGUAAGGAUCUGAGCAACUUUGACAAGGGCCAGAUUGUUCUGGCUAGAUGACUGGGUCAGAGUAUCUCCAAAAUGGCAGGUCUUGUGCGGUGUUCCCAGUAUGCAGUAGUUAUUACCUACCAAAGGUGGUCCAAGGGGUCAGGGGUCAAUGAGUCAGAGCUUUUGGUGGCACAAGGGGGACCUACCCAAUAUUAGAUACGUGGUUUUAAUGUUAUAUAUACACCGAUCAGCCAUAACAUUAAAACCACCUUCUUAAUAUUGUCAAUGGUACUCAAUUCACCUAUCAGUGGUUUUAAUGUCAUGGCUGAUCGGUACAGAACGUUUCAGAUGAAAUUGAGAAUUGAUCAGAAUCUGAUUGGUCAGAAUUGAGAAUUCAACAUUGCUGUGGUAUAAGCUAAGAUACUAGCUGAUGUGCAAAGUUAACAAAACCAAAGGUCAUUAAAAAGUACCAAGACUGUCAAACCAUCUCAGGUUAUCAAGCAGAGGUUAAGGCUCCCUCUGCUUAGCAGGGUUUCUAGAAUGACCAAAAUAUUGAUUUAUAUUAAGAAUCUUAAAAUAAAGCCUAAAAAUUAGGGGAUGGCCAGAUUCUGAGUAAUUAUUUAUAACCAAAAUAAGGUUUUGAUUUGAAGAGAGUGUUAUAGUUCGGCAUAAUUAAAUGUGGUCAGUAUGCUAAUCCAAUCUGAGUCCAAACCAAGAAUAAGAAGGAAGGAAAUGUUCGAGAAAUUACAAUUAAAACACCUUGCAUUAACAUGGGAGGGCAUGUGAUGGGUUUAACAGUAACACACUAAAAGUUAAUGGAGAGGGAAGGAACAGUGUAAUUGCCAUAACCUCUCGACAGAUUACAACCCAUCCAUGUCAUCAACAUCCCAUCGCGGAUCUGCAAAUAGCUGUCAUUAUGUGAGCUGCUGUAAUCCAUGAUUCAUCUGAGAGUUCAAUAUUCUGAGUCUUUUAGUGCAAAUCAAACAGUUUAGUGCUGAGCAGUUCAGUCAGUGGCUCUGAGCAAACACAGUGGAGAGCUUCAUCAGAGCAGCAGUUAUGGGGAGAUGUCUACCUUAAAUGGGUCUUAGAUUAUAUACGGCACAUGGUUUAGCCAGUGCGUCAUGUCUGUCCAUUACAGACCUAAGCACCACAUUCUUAGCCAGCGUGGUUUAUUUGUUGGAAAAACUUUCCAAAAAAAAAAAAGAAAACAGAAAAAUAAAAAAAGAUGUGAAUUUAAUUUUGCAAAAUGUUAAAAAGUUAAAAGAAAAAGUUAGCUUAUAGAGUGUGUGUAUAUAUAUAUAUAUAUACACACACACACACACGCACACAUACAGACUCACCGUCCACUUUCCUCUGACCUCUCUUAUCAACAAAGUGUUUCCAACCACAGCUCUCGCUCACUCAGUAUUUUUUGUUUUUCGCACCAUUCUGUGUAAACUCUAGAAACUGUUGUGUGUGAAAAUUCAGCAGUUUCUGAAAUACUCAAACCAGCCCAUCUGGUACCAACAACCAUGCCACAGUUAAAGUCACAGAGAUCCCAGUUUUCCCCCAUUCUGAUGUUUGAUAUGAACAUUACCCAAAACUCUUGACCUGUAUCUGCAUUAGUUUAUGCUUUCUGCUGCCACAUGAUUGGUUGAUCUGAUGAGCUGGUGUACAGGUGUUCCUAAUACAGUGGAAGCUGAGCAGAUAUUAUAGUGAGUAUGUUGUAGAACAUUGCUGUCAUGCAUGAAAAAAAAACCUCAUCAGCAUCUCAUUAUAACACAAUAUGUAUCACGUUAUUAAGAGAAAAAUUCUAAUAAUUAUGAGAUCUGUAUCUGGUUACUACUAGAAAACACAAGCAUUUCGUUAUUUCAAGAAAAGCAUCUUAUUAUUAGAAAACACCUUAUUACAAAAGAAGCAUCUCAUUAUGAUGGAAAAAACAUUAUUUUUAUUACAAGUAUUAUUAUUAUUAUUAUUAUUAUUAUUAUUAUUAUUAUUAUUAUUAUUAUUAUUAUGAGAUAAAUAUUUUAUAAAAACAACAUAACAUCUUGUUUUUACAAUAUAGCUCUUUUAAUUUUCUUGCUGUAAAGAGAUGUUUUCUUAUUAAAAAAAAUAAAUAAAUAAAAAUGUUUUUCUCAUAAUAAUGAGACACUGAUUGGGAUAAUUUCUGGGCUUCCAUAAGCAACCAUGUAUAUGCUAAAAACAAAAUCAAUUAUGUUGUUUAAAUAACAUAAAUAUAUAAAUAUAUUUAUAUAUUAAAUAUGUUACUUUCUAACAAGAUUUGAUGUUAUAACGAGAUGUUUUCUUGUCGUAAUGAGAUACUUUUCUCAUAAUAACAAGAUGCUGAUGUGGAUUUUUUUCUUGUGUUGCAUAUAUGUUCUCUCUAUAUAUGUUUUCCGUGCAUAUACAGUAUGUUCCAUACAUAUAUGCCUGAACACUCUACAUGCAUUCAUAUUGUCAUAUGUUUAAAUAUUGCAUUUUUCUAAUAAGACAGUAAAAUUGGGCUUCAACAGUGAAAUUGGGCUUCAAAGUGUUUGCUUUCCUAUAUCUUUUAAUGUUGUACAGUGCAUGAUGAUAUGACUGAUCAUUUAUCUCUAUAUCUCAGUCAUAUAGGGACAUAUUAACCUUCUCGAGGGACAUGUCGCUCUGACAAUAAAGCCAUUACGGUCCAUAUUACAGUGAUCAUAAUCAUCUCCACUUUUUACUUGUGGUCCGGCUGGUUUUAGACAACAUAAUAUGCCAAUCAGAUUUUGUGAUAUUGUAUGUUUUGCAAGGGCGGGGGUGAUCUGUUACACGAGGUAUGACUUGAUUAGCUUUGUAUUAUGAAGGAUAUCACUGCAAUGAAACCAUUAUAGUAGAACAGUCAGGAGACGGGUCGCUUUCCCGAAAAGGAUGUAAUUUGAUUGUAGAUUGGGGCAGUAAAGCACUUACCUACCUGUCGAAAAUGCUUUUUUC
Molecule: messenger RNA, 6978 nt
Organism: Pangasianodon hypophthalmus (striped catfish)
Lineage: Eukaryota; Metazoa; Chordata; Actinopteri; Siluriformes; Pangasiidae
Gene: dnai4
Product: dynein axonemal intermediate chain 4
Exons: 17
Coding region: 83-2443 (786 amino acids)
Biological process (GO): cilium movement
Cellular component (GO): axonemal dynein complex
Molecular function (GO): dynein light chain binding; dynein heavy chain binding
Source: RefSeq, a predicted model, not a curated record